AUGGUUGAAUCACGAUAUACAGCCCCAAGAAUCGUUAGAAAGCAAUCCAAUCGGCAUAUGGUAAAGUGCUACCCAAGCUAUGAAGAAAGUAAACAGAAAUUGAGAGAAUUUCAAACCAAAGUAAAAUUUUGAAAAAAUGAGGCGGAGCUCCAAGGAAAUGUGAUAGAUUGGGUGUAUGAAGAGUCGCUUAAGCAGUUCAAGCAAGAGCCAGACACAGCGAAUUGUGUAAUUUUAAAAGUGCCUGGAGGGCUAGUAGGAUAUAGAGCUUAUGAUAUCAAAAAUGAUAAAAGGCUACAACUCCCAUUUAGAAGUUUAGGAGGAGGGUUUAGUGAAGGAAAUAAAAAUAGCUCACAGAAAAAUAGUAGCUCUGGGUUGAAGCUAAGGCAGCCACAAGAGUUAUAUGAGAGCUCAUUAUAUAUAAACCAUAACACUGAUAAAUAA
This is a messenger RNA of Blepharisma stoltei, 441 nucleotides long. The record is from the annotation of a GenBank genome assembly. NCBI's taxonomy places the organism in Eukaryota, Ciliophora, Heterotrichea, Heterotrichida, Blepharismidae.